GGGCCCGCGCUCCGCCCCGGCCUAGAGCCUUGCCCUGAGAGUCGCGAGGUGAGGUUUGAGAGACGUUGAAGAGGACGCAGAGGCUGCUCUGGUGCAUUGGUGGGGCCAGAGAGUGUGCAGAGUGAGGACAUGGAGGCUUAGGAGGAUGGUGUCGAGGAGAGAACGUAGGGUCAGAGCCUGCAUUUUGAUCUAUGUUCUGCUCACAUCCUGCUGCCUGAGAGUACUUGAUGAUCCCAUGACCCUGGACAUGGAUGCUGUCUUGUCGGAUUUUGUUCGUUCCACAGGUGCAGAGCCAGGGCUGGCUCGAGAUCUUCUAGAAGGAAAGAACUGGGAUGUGAGUGCUGCCCUCAGUGAUUUUGAACAGUUGCGUCAAGUCCAUGCUGGGAACCUGUCCCCACCCUUUAGUGGAGGGAGUACUUGCCCUAAGAUCCCUGAAAAAGGGGGUUCGGAUAGAGAGCCCACUCGCCCUUCUCGACCCAUCCUUCAGAGACAAGAUGACAUCAUUCAAGAAAAACGCCUGUCUAGGGGCAUCUCCCACGCCAGCUCCAGCAUUGUUUCCCUGGCCCGCUCCCAUGUCUCCUCCAAUGGUGGGGGUGGGGGGAGCAGUGAGCACCCCCUGGAAAUGCCCAUCUGUGCCUUCCAGCUUCCAGACCUCACUGUGUACAAAGAAGACUUUCGCAGCUUCGUAGAGAGGGACCUCAUUGAGCAGUCCAUGCUGGUCGCCUUGGAACAGGCAGGGCGUUUGAAUUGGUGGGUCAGUGUGGACUCCACCUGCCAGAGGCUGCUCCCUUUAGCAACUACCGGGGAUGGGAACUGCCUCCUGCAUGCAGCUUCUCUUGGGAUGUGGGGUUUCCAUGACAGAGACUUGGUGCUGAGGAAAGCCUUGUAUGCGCUGAUGGAGAAGGGAGGCGAGAAGGAAGCACUGAAAAGGCGCUGGAGGUGGCAGCAAACACAGCAGAAUAAAGAGUCAGGACUGGUGUAUACGGAAGAUGAGUGGCAGAAGGAAUGGAAUGAAUUGAUCAAACUUGCCUCAAGUGAACCCAGAAUGCAUCUGGGUACCAACGGAGCCAGUGGUGGUGGAGUGGAGAGUUCAGAGGAGCCGGUAUAUGAGAGCCUAGAGGAAUUCCAUGUCUUCGUCCUUGCUCAUGUGCUCAAGAGGCCCAUAGUGGUUGUGGCAGACACCAUGCUGCGGGACUCUGGAGGGGAAGCAUUUGCCCCUAUCCCAUUUGGAGGGAUCUAUCUGCCAUUGGAGGUCCCCGCCAGCCAGUGUCACCGAUCCCCUCUGGUGCUCGCCUAUGACCAGGCCCACUUCUCCGCGCUUGUGUCGAUGGAGCAGAAGGACAGCGCCAAGGAACAAGCUGUGAUCCCUCUCACAGAUUCAGAGCAUAAGCUGCUGCCCCUGCACUUUGCUGUGGACCCAGGAAAGGGCUGGGAGUGGGGCAAAGAUGAUAAUGACAAUGUCCGAUUGGCCAGUAUAAUCCUGUCUCUGGAGGUGAAGUUACAUCUGCUGCAUAGCUAUAUGAAUGUGAAAUGGAUCCCACUGUCUUCUGAUUCACAAGCUCCUCUGGCCCAGCCUGAGUCCCCAACAGCCUCAGCUGGAGAUGAGCCCAGGUCCACUCCUGAGUCUGGGGAAUCAGACAAGGAGUCGGUUGGCAGCAGUUCUAUCAGCAAUGAGGGCAGCAGGCGGAAGGAAAAGUCAAAGCGCGACCGGGAGAAGGACAAGAAGAGAGCAGAUUCCGUGGCUAACAAACUGGGCAGCUUUGGCAAGACCUUGGGCAGCAAGCUUAAGAAGAACAUGGGGGGCCUAAUGCAUAGCAAGGGCCCCAAGCCUGGAGCCCCGGGGAGUGGGUCUGGAAUAAGCAGUGGUACGGAGACAUUAGAGAAGAAGAAGAAGAACAACGCAUUGAAGAGCUGGAAGGGUGGCAAGGAGGAGGCGGCUGGGGAUGGGCCUGCGUCUGAGAAGCCUGCGUCUGAGUCUGUUGGCAAUGGAGGGAGCAAGUAUAGCCAGGAGGUGAUGCACAGCCUGAGCAUUAUGAGGAUCGCCAUGCAAGGGGAGGGCAAAUAUAUUUUUGUUGGAACCCUGAAGAUGGGCCACCGGCACCAGUAUCAGGAAGAGAUGAUCCAGCGCUACCUUGCAGAUGCUGAGGAGAGAUUCCUGGCAGAACAGAAGCAGAAGGAGGCUGAGAGGAAGAUGAUGAAUGGAGGGUUAGUUAGUGGGCCUCCUCCAGCCAAAAAGCCAGAGCCGGACGGUGGGGAGGACCAGCCCAGUGACUCAGCAGAGUCCAAGGCAAUGGCCUUCUCUACUGGUUACCCUGGGGGCUUUACUAUUCCUCGACCUUCUGGGGGUGGAGUCCACUGCCAGGAACCCCGGAGGCAGUUGGCAGGGGGUCCAUGUGUAGGGGGCCUUCCAUCAUAUGCCACCUUUCCCAGACAGUACCCUCCUGGGCGACCCUAUCCCCACCAGGACAGCAUCCCAUCUCUGGAGCCAGGCAAAGACGGAGUUCACAGGGGUGCUUUGUUGCCACCCCAGUUCCGUGUGGCUGAUUCCUAUAGCAAUGGCUACAGAGAGCCCCCUGAGCCAGAUGGAUGGGCUGGAGCUCCCCGGGGACUUCCCCCAACCCAGACCAAAUGCAAACAACCGAACUGCAGCUUCUAUGGACACCCUGAGACAAACAACUUCUGCUCUUGCUGUUACAGGGAAGAACUGAGGCGGAGGGAACGGGAACCUGGGGGGGAACUGCUGGCGCACAGGUUCUGAAUGGCAAGAACCUUAGUGGGGAAAGGGGCUAAACAAAGAAAGUUAAGCUCAACUCCGGCUCAUCAGGGGCAAGUGCAGAGAUGUGUGGCAGCUGGAGUGCUGGCAGACUGGCAAGAGCAGGACAGGGCUAGCACUACCCCGAGGGUAGUACUGCUCCUGUGCACAGUGGACUUGAGACUGCAAGGCAGCACCUCUUGUGUCCCAAUCCCAGGGCCCAAGGGAAAGUAGGGAAAUACUAGGUGCGUGUGGGUGGGAGGUGGGUGGACACCUUCGUGGAGGAACCUGGAAGGAAAGUUCUCAGUCGAUUAAGGAAAAAAUAGACCAAAGUUCAUUGACUUUAGGAAAAAAGCACAGGGUGGUGUAGUUGGGAGUAUAGAGUGAAUCUGAGAUACUGAACAAAUUUGAUUUUGUUUGAAUUAGGUAGAUACUAGGGAUGGAUAAAUUCUUCCUGAAGGAUCAAGGCAGUAAUGUAUGUGCUUGGCCUGGUUACACAGAAAGGGUAGUUUAAAUCCCAGUGAAUGGAAAUAGGGAAGGGGGAUUCUUUCCUAGAGAGUCUUAUGUUCUUCUGGAUAUUCAUCUGUCAUCCGUUCUAGUUUUAGGGGAGACUGCCUGUUCCCCCAUCUUUCCCUCAUCUUUUUUAAGGACUGAGCUCAACUAAGUUAAGAUGUUGUGAUUUUUUUUUUUUCUUUAAAAGCAAGUUCCCUUUGGGAAAGAGAAGAGUGGUAAGAAGCGGACUUGUAUGCGGGAGUUUCUUCAGGUGAACGGGUGCAAAGUGCUGUAAUGUUAAACUACUUAGCACUAACUCCGUGUGAGUUUGAGCACACCUGAGAAGGGCUGGAGGAGGCCAGAUGUGUGGCUAGACUGUUUGAAACAAUACCAAAAACCUCUAGAGAGCACUAUCCUCUGCUGCUGUGCUUCUGUAGAAAGCAACCUAUUUUACUAAUUUUUUAAAGAAGAACAUGACCCUGACAAAAUUUAAAAAUUACUUACUCUCCUAUCUAAGUGAUUUUUUUUCUCCUUCCUGUUGACUUCUGGAGAAUGAACUUAACAUCCUGGCUUCUUUUGUUAAGCCAUAGCUGACCUUAAUCUGUGGUUAGUUUAUUAAAAUAAUAAAAAUACUUUGUAAGAAGAAUUAUUUUUGAUAUUAGGACUGGUGUUGAGGCAUGGGACGGGGGCUGGGGCCACUUACAAAGGUAGCUAGAGAAGUAUAUUUUAGUGAAUUGUAACCACGGGCCACAGAUUAGUCCCAGUGAGCUCAUCUGCCUUUGGAUUUCUCCCUUUUCCUGAGCCAGCCCUGUUCUCCAGAGGGGUAGGGAUGGACCCAGCGGUGAGAGCUCCCUUGCAAUUUGCACAAAGCACAAGUCUGGACAGCUUAUGCUCUGACUAGAGCUGUUUCUAAGAGCUUUAAACCUGAAGACUAUCCUGCGCCAAUUGUCCUUUCUCCUUAUUUUUUUCCUGGGGAAAAAUCAUCUAUGCAAUUCUAUACACUUGUGGAUGCAAAUGAAGAAGGGGUGGGAGUGUUACCUGGGGCUAUUUCUGGGCUCCGAUUUCUCUGCUGAGGUAUGUCAUCACCCACUAAUGGAAUGUAAUCCCUGCAUUUGAUUUAAGUCACAAAUGGCUAUAUGUGCAUGUGUGUGUGUGCGUGUAUAUGUGUGAGUUGGGACUCCUCUGCAUGUUUCUUCUGCCUAGUCAGGAAAAUGAUCACACACCUCUCUUUGGUGACAAAGCUAGUCAAGACUUCUUUAUGGAAUUUCUAAGUUUAAGAAGUUGUCCCCCACCCACUCAAAAAGUUUGGAAGUCACUCACUUCCAAGUCUGCCAGUCUGUUGAUUUAAUAAUUUCCCAUCAUUUUUAGACCAUUUUUUGUUUUUUCUUUGCUAUGUAGCCCUGGCUAGCCGGCCUGUACUUUACUUGCUAUAUAACCCAAGUUAGCCUCCAAUUCAUAGCAACCCUCCUGCCUCAGUCUCCUGAGUGCUGAUAUCUAGGCAUGAGCUAUCACUCCCAGCUUUCUUCAGGCUGAAACCUAGUAUGAGACAAGUAUUUCUGGUAGGAACGGAAUUUAAAGGUCUACUAGGAAAUGACGGUUGUUUUUGGUUUGUUUUGUUUAGAAAGGAUUCUAUACUGUAGCCCAGGCUGGCCUUAAAUGUAUGAUCUUGCUUCAAACUUUUCAAGUGCUGGGAUCACAUCAUACCAGACAUUUUUUUUUAAUUUCAGUAUAUAAAUACAUUAAAAACCCAGAUUGAACAAAAGAUCAAAAUCUUAGGAUGUAAUAGGAAUGGUGUUAAGGUGAUAGAAGCAAGAGCCCUCAAUUGAACAAGUGUGAGGACAAACCCUGUCUACCUAAGUUGUGAUAGGUUCAUAAAGGUGUUUUUACAUUUUUUUAUUUUUAUUUUUUUAAAUACUGCAUCAAGAUAGCGUUUAUCUUGACUGGUGAGUUUUAAGCACUCCUUCAGUUUUUCCCCCCGUGAAUGGUGGAUGAAUGCCUCGUGCCUUGCUAUCAUCACCUUAGACUUGUCCCAGUUUCUGAAGCUUGAAUGACACAGGUGAAACCUUCACCAUGAGCCCCUCUUCCUGACUGCAGACACCCUGUGUGCACUGCUGGCAUCCUCCCGCAGCACACCGGAUGCCAGCCUGGGCGGGUGGGAGUGCGAACAGCCCAGCAGGGGUUUCCUGGAGAAUAAAACCAGGGAAUUCCAUCUCCAUGGGACUGCUGUGUUUGGACUUGAUCUGUUAUUAGAUUGUAUUAAACACUCCUGUUUUUAAAAACUGAGGACAAAUGAAGAGAAUCAGAAACCUUGUA
Messenger RNA from Grammomys surdaster, 5557 nucleotides. RefSeq names its product OTU deubiquitinase 7B (gene Otud7b). Gene Ontology annotation, molecular function: DNA binding; K63-linked polyubiquitin modification-dependent protein binding; zinc ion binding. The coding region runs from base 146 to 2758 and encodes 870 amino acids. The transcript has 13 exons. Gene Ontology annotation, cellular component: nucleus; cytoplasm. Gene Ontology annotation, biological process: protein deubiquitination involved in ubiquitin-dependent protein catabolic process; protein K11-linked deubiquitination; protein K48-linked deubiquitination. The record is from RefSeq and is a predicted model, not a curated record. Lineage: Eukaryota; Metazoa; Chordata; Mammalia; Rodentia; Muridae.